GCGCGCUGCUUUCCGGCGGCUGCCUCGCCUCUUCCUCCUUUUUUGCGGCAAGGAUCCCCUCGUUUAAAUUAAAAACCUUUUUAAAUUUUUGUUUUGUUUAGAAUUCUCGUUUUUAAUGCUAAUCUUGUUUUGCCAUUAAAUUGUUUGAAAUCCCUUUUUUGAUUUUUUGUUGUUACUGAUUUUACUAUUUUUUUUGCAAUUAAAUUAUUUCGCUCCGAGCCGCGAUGGAAGGAGUGGGCGCGCUGCUGGCCAGUUGCCCUACGGCCGGCUUGGCCGGAGGCCUGGGGGUGACCGUGUGUGCAGCCGCCGGAGGAGUCCUGCUCUACAAGAUGGUCCGCAGGAAGAAUCCCACGCACACAACUGUGAACUGUUGGUUCUGCAACCAGGAUACUGUGGUGCCGUAUGGGAACCGCAAUUGUUGGGAUUGCCCAAACUGUGAGCAGUACAAUGGCUUCCAAGAGAACGGCGAUUACAACAAGCCCAUCCCUGCUCAGUAUAUGGAGCACUUGAACCACGUCGUCUCCGGGGCCGGGGCUUACUAUGACCCCACCAAGCCCCAGCAGUGGGUGAGCAGCCAAGUUUUGCUCUGCCGGAAAUGCAACAAUCACCAAACCCUGAAGAUCAAGCAGCUGGCAUCCUUCAUGCCCAGAGAGGAGGGGAAGUACGAUGAAGAGAUCGAGGUGUACAGACACCACUUGGAGCAAACCUACAAACUCUGCCGCCCCUGCCAAGCCGCGGUGGAGUACUACAUCAAGCACCAGAACCGGCAGCUGAGGGCCUUGCUGCUCCGCCACCACUUCAGUGACCGGAAAAUGGACACGUCCUACAUGCAGAGUUUCUAUGCUGCUGCCGCCACCGCUGCCUCCACGACCACGCCGAUCCACGUGCUAGCACUGCGCUUCCUGGCUUUCCUCAGCUGUGCCAUCCUUAUUGCAAUGGCCACGUACGGCUCAGGCAACCCGUUCUCCCCUGAGCCUGCCAGCCCUCCUGCAUCGCUUCCGGUGAAGAACGGGACUGAGCCGGCAGCCCCCGGCAACGGCACUGUGCUGGAGCUCCUGGGCUGGCGAGAGAUUAUUCACCUGAUGCCGGAGCAGCUGCUGGGGGCGCUAAGCGCCGCCUGGACCUACGGGAAGAACCAUCAGAUGGCAAUGGUCGCCCUGGGGCUGCUGAUGUGUAUUUUGGCCAUGCUGCUUGCGGGACGGAUCAGGCUUCGGCGAAUCGACGCCUUCGCCUCUGUCCUUUGGCUGCUUGUGAUGGCCUUCCAUCUGGUGGAGAAGUACCUGCAGUCCGACACUCCCAGCUGGCUGGACACUGCAAAGUUUGGCACCACCUCCCUCUGCUGCCUGGUGGGCUUCGCGGCAGCCGUGGCCACCCGGAAAUCGACAGGCCAGCGGAGAACCCGAUCCCGAAGGUACCUCUCGGGAGAUCCGGUCGCAGCGUUCCCCAACAGUGCUGGGAUGGGCUUCCCAUAUCCUCCUGCUGCUCCAUCUGUAUUCAUCCCAACGCCUCCCAGCAUUCUCCAGUUGAACCAGCAGUUCUUCCACUCCCCGCGGCGAACUUCCUCCUCGUCUCUUCCUGGACGAUUAAACCGGGCCCUCUCCUUGGGCACAAUUCCUUCCCUGGCCAGGACAGAUUCUGGUUACCUGUUCAGCGGAAGCCGCCCCCCAUCGCAGACUUCUCAUUCCAAGGAGUCACCCGUGUCAGAAUAUUUCUCCCUUCUGUCUGGAAGCUGCGUCCCUUCCCCUGUCCCGUCGCCAGCGCCCUCCGUCGCUGGCUCAGUGACAUCCAGUUCUGGUUCCCUGCGUUACCGCCGGCCCCUCAUCAGCCCUGCGCGGCUCAACCUGAAAGGCCAGCGGCUGAUGCUCUUCCCAUCUCAGAGCCAGGCCCCCCACGCGGAAGACCACGUCCACUCGGAGAACAGUGUCUUUGCCUCGGACCCGCCUGCCUUCCCAAAGCGGAGCCGUGGCGACCGUGGAAUGCAUGAUAUGAGGGCGGUCAUCGACGCAGGAAGCAUCUGUAGUGACCGCUCCAUCAAGAAACAAGACGAUUCCUCCCAUUCGUCAAGCUGUGUGGUGGACACCACGACAAAGGGGGAGGAGCUAACAGGCUGGAGAGGUGAGUGCUGGUCGCUUUGGGAACUCGACUGUCCGAGGUCUGCUUGCUGUGAGUCUAACCGUGAAUGCCAUCUUCACAUCGGCCUACCUCUACCAAAGUUUCCGCUGAGUCACGUGGCCGAGGGAGAACUUAGUUCCUCGUCGCCGAUGCUGUGCUGCUCCCACAGGGAGAUUCUUUCACAAGAAGGACUUGACCCACCCACGUCUCUGUGUCAUCAGCCACGGAUCCAAGCUGCCUCUUCUUCAGCCUUUUCCUGUUUGCCUGCUACGGCUGCUGUUGCAGAGGAACCCGGACUCCUCAUUUCAUCAGCAGCUGAGCAGGCGGCCAAAGAGAUCGCAUCCAGCAUUGGAGGAGCAUCUGGUUACCACACGCUUUGUACAGAACUGGUUUGUGGGAGCAGGCUCAAAGAAACCAUGGGCAGGGGACGUCCAAAGUAGUGGAAGCGGCCCUGAUUGGGUUCCACCUCUGAACAGGUGGCUUUGUUUUCAGUUGUUCUCUUUUUCUUUUUUAGCAUCCAUGUUAUUGACUCACGAGAGUCCUCUAACAUUUUUCCAGGGUGGCCAUAUUGGCUCGAGACGCUCUGUGGCUGCCUCGUUUUUGUUUUUCCGUUGGGUCAAUCUUCCGACUUGCCCUCUGCCUCCAAUUCAUUCUGGUGCUGACGUAGCAUGCAUUGCUUCACUCAGCGCAUGGUUGCGGUGUUUUAUUUUGCUGAGUGUUGAGGGUUUUUUUAAUACUUACAUCACAGCUCAAGUUUUUUGUUCUUUUGACUCCCCCAAGACGACACCAGUCCUUCUGUUUCAAGGUGUUUCAAUGGCACCAGAGCACGUUGGUGCUUGCUUGGAUCAUGUCGCUUGUCAGAAGCUCAACAUUUGGACAUGCUGUAUUAAAAUGGGGGUGGGGGGCAGAGGGGAGAGAGUAGUUGUUGCCCCAUAAAGGUGUCUCUCCCAGCAACUGGGGCAUCUGUGGUAGAGGUGGAGAAUCUCUUCAUGAAACUAAGGUUUAGUCUGCUUAAGCGGCCCAGUUUUCGUCCUGUCACCUUAAGAACGCCUGCGCAUUACCAUUUACAAGGCCUCUUCCUCAUACAAAGCAGAUGAGGUUGUGAACCAUUUCAGAACUUUGGAGGAAUCGCCAAACAAAACAUUCCUUGCAUGUUUUUUUUUUAAAAAAUACAUCCAGAAAACUAGCAUGUCUGGAAGGAUAAAACUUCCUCCCUGACUGGUUAGCUUUCUUUCUGUAGGGGAGCGGCAUGGAGGUGCAUUCUGAAGCGGUGCAGCCAAGACAAAGUUUAACCGUCAAAUCAGUUCUUUUAACUGCCCUUUCGUAAGUGCUGGGACUAAAGAUCUCCAAAACACACACCCCAGUUGAGUCCUCUCUAAAUAGCAUAUGACAGAUCUCCAGUUCGAGACCCCCCUGCGUCUUCCCUGGUCAUCCUUUCUCCUCACAUCUUUGUUGACUGCUUUUUCCCCAGUUCUAGCACCCUGUUAGACAGCACUGAUGACCAUAUCAUCCCCAAUUUGUGCUUCAGGUCC
This is a messenger RNA of Eublepharis macularius, 3644 nucleotides long. RefSeq names its product transmembrane protein 201 (gene TMEM201). The transcript is spliced from 11 exons. Gene Ontology annotation, molecular function: lamin binding; actin filament binding. Gene Ontology annotation, cellular component: nuclear inner membrane. The coding region runs from base 225 to 2552 and encodes 775 amino acids. Gene Ontology annotation, biological process: nuclear migration along microtubule. The record is from RefSeq and is a predicted model, not a curated record. NCBI's taxonomy places the organism in Eukaryota, Metazoa, Chordata, Lepidosauria, Squamata, Eublepharidae.